GCUGGAGUCCUGCUUCUGCACAUGAGUGAGGAGCAAGCCUUCGAGAUGCUCAAGUUCCUCAUGUAUGACUGUGGCUUUCGCAAGCAGUAUAGAUCCGACAUGAUGUCGCUGCAGAUUGAAAUGUACCAGCUCUCCAGGCUCCUGCAUGACUAUCACAGAGAUCUCUACAAUCAUUUGGAAGAGAAUGAGAUCAACCCCAGCCUUUAUGCUGCCCCCUGGUUCCUCACACUGUUUGCCUCUCAGUUCCCUCUGGGAUUUGUAGCCAGAGUUUUUGAUAUAAUUUUUCUUCAGGGAACUGAAGUUAUAUUUAAAGUGGCGCUCAGCCUGCUGAGUAGCCAGGAGGCACUUAUAAUGGAAUGUGAAAACUUUGAGAAUAUUGUGGAAUUCCUUAAAACCACACUUCCAGAUAUGAAUACCUCUGAGAUGGAAAAGAUCAUUACCCAGGUGUUUGAGAUGGAUAUUUCUAAACAGUUACAUGCCUAUGAGGUGGAAUAUCACAUGCUACAGGAUGAGCUGCAAGAGUCUUCCUGUGCCUGUGAGGACAGCGAACCUCUGGAGAAGCUAGAGAGGGAAAAUAGCCAACUGAAAAGACAGAACAUGGACCUCCUAGAGAAACUACAGGUGCUUCAUGCUAAAAUCCAGGCCUUCGAAUCCAACCUGGAAAAUCUUUUGAACCGAGAGACCAAAAUGAAGACAUUAAUCCGGACUCUGGAGCAGAAGAUGGCUUAUCAAAAGACAGUGGAGCAUAUCCAAAAACUUGUGCCAGCAGAUGCUCUAGCUAGCUGCGAAGUACUGCUAAGAGACCUCAACUGCAACCCCAACAACAAAGCCAAGUCAGGAAAUAAGCCAUAGCUGCAGAUAUACAUACCCAGCAGCAAAUGCUCUUUAGCUUGCUACGGAGAGGAAGAGCCUGUGCAAUGCCAGCCCACAUUGAGGGACCCACCUCCUGCUGGUCCUGGGUCCUGUAUCAGCAGGUGCAUCUUGCUCUCCUUGGAGCUUGCCACCCCUAAGCCAUCAUAGAUUUGUAAACUGGGGUUUUCUCUUGUUGAUGACUGUACACACACAUGCACAUCCAUAUAUGUAAAAUGGAAAAAAUGUUCAUGCUUUCAGGUCAAAUGAGUAAUGUAUAUCUAGUAUAGUUUUUGUGUUCUUCUUUUUUAAGUCAGAACCUCAUGGAAUCCACACCAAAGGAAGUCGAAGUGUGAAAUC
Messenger RNA from Ochotona princeps (American pika), 1209 nucleotides. RefSeq names its product TBC1 domain family member 4-like. The record is from RefSeq and is a predicted model, not a curated record. NCBI's taxonomy places the organism in Eukaryota, Metazoa, Chordata, Mammalia, Lagomorpha, Ochotonidae. The transcript has a single exon. The coding region runs from base 22 to 852 and encodes 276 amino acids.